Messenger RNA from Sphaeramia orbicularis (orbiculate cardinalfish), 2143 nucleotides. RefSeq names its product olfactomedin 3a (gene olfm3a). Gene Ontology annotation, biological process: signal transduction. The transcript has 6 exons. The record is from RefSeq and is a predicted model, not a curated record. Bases 170 to 1570 code for a protein of 466 amino acids. NCBI's taxonomy places the organism in Eukaryota, Metazoa, Chordata, Actinopteri, Kurtiformes, Apogonidae.
GCAGCCUCUGGUCCGUCUGGGUGUGAUGCCGCUGAUCGUGUGCUCUGUGCGCCACCAGCCGGAGCGCUCCGCCUGCGGUUCCACAGUCCAGGUCCAGACGCACUGAGCUGAGACCAGGACCAGGACCAGGACCAGGACCAGGACCAGGACCAGGGAACACCAGGACUGUAUGUUACCGGACUGCAGCUCGGACACCAUGCGGGUCCUGUUGAGCGUCCUGUACCCCGUCCUUUCUCUCACUGUCUUCGGAUUGUAUCCCUCUAUGACUAUCGGGCCAAAGGAGGGUUGGCAGGUGUACAGCUCAGCUCAAGAUGCUGAUGGACGUUGUAUCUGUACGGUGGUGGCACCAGAACAGAGCCUGUGCUCCAGAGAUGCCAAAAGCAGACAGCUGCGCCAGCUCCUAGAGAAGGUACAAAACAUGUCUCAGUCCAUUGAGGUACUGAACCUGCGCACUCAGAGGGAUUUCCAAUAUGUCAUGAAGAUGGAGAACCAGAUGAAGGGCCUGAGGACCAAGUUCAGACAGAUUGAGGAUGACAGGAAAUCCAUCAUGGCCCGAAACUUCCAGGAGCUUAAGGACAAGAUGGAUGAGCUGAAGCCCUUGAUCCCGGUGCUAGAGCAGUACAAGAUGGAUGCUGCGCUCAUUUCCCAGUUCAAGGAGGAGAUCAGGAACCUGUCGGCGGUUCUGACAGGCAUCCAGGAGGAGCUCGGGGCCUACGACUACGACGAGCUUUAUCAACGCGUCCUGCGACUGGACAGCAGGCUUCGCAGCUGCAUGGGCAAACUGACGUGUGGAAAAUUAAUGAAAAUCACUGGACCUGUUACAAUAAAGACAUCUGGAACCCGGUUUGGGGCAUGGAUGACUGAUCCUCUAGCAUCAACCAGAAACAACAGGGUUUGGUAUAUGGACAGUUACACCAACAGCAAGAUAGUGCGCGAGUACAAGUCAAUGGAUGACUUUGUGUCCGGAGUGGUUUCUCGGACCUACAGCCUGCCCUUCAAAUGGGAGGGAACCAAUCACAUCGUCUACAACGGGUCGCUUUACUACAACAAGUACCAGAGCAACAUUAUCGUCAAGUACAGCUUCGACAGCGGCAGCGUGCUAGCCCAGCGAGCCCUGGAAUUCGCCGGCUUCCACAACAUGUACCCGUACACGUGGGGCGGGUACUCCGACAUCGACGUCAUGGCGGACGAACUGGGGAUGUGGGUCGUAUAUGCCACCAACCAAAACGCCGGGAAUGUGGUCAUCUCCCAGAUCGACCCCGACACCCUCCAGGUCCUGAAGACUUGGAACACGGAAUACUCCAAAAGGAAUGCAGGCGAGUCGUUCAUGAUCUGUGGAACACUCUAUAUCACUAACUCUCACCUGUCGGGAGCCAAGGUUUACUACGCAUACUCGACCAAGACGUCGACUUACGAGUACAUAGACAUUCCUUUCCACAACCAGUACUUUCAUAUCUCUAUGCUUGACUACAACGCCAGGGAGAGAGCGCUGUACGCCUGGAAUAACGGACACCAGGUAAUAUUCAAUGUCACCCUCUUCCAUGUCAUUAAAACAGAUGAUGACUCUUAGACUUUACACGACUCCCAAACCCACAACUAAAGCACCACCUAUUGUGAUACGAGGAACUCCUAAAAUGUCUGAAUUUGUCUAAAAUGGACUGGUAUCUCUUCUUGCUAUUACUUGAACUUUUCUAAUUUGUGGUUCUGGAUUCGUGGCUGAAAUAAGCAUGGACACCAAUGACUUGAUACCUUCUUAAAAAAGAACAUGCUACACAUUUUCUAAACUUUUCCAUUGCUGCUGAUCAUCCUGGUACGCCUUAUUUGCUGUAUUGAGUCUGCGAGCCGAAGACUCUCGAUAGCUUUUGCAUGAAUGUCUACAUUUCGUCUGCGGUGGAAUUUUUCUCUAAUAUUGCUGUGUUUUUGUUUUUGCUUAUGGUGUUUGCAUUUUUGUCUAUUUAGAAGUCUAUUUAAAGUAUUUAAACCUCAAAGACCCCUAUUUGACACAAUGUAAAUCUAGGUGAAGAUAAAGAAAAAUAACCAUUCUUUUAAAGAUGAGCUUGUAAAAUAUUGCUAUUAUGUAUGUCACUGUGGAAGGAAAACAUUUGUAUUUUUUAUAAAACAAAACCGUAGAAGAUUAUCUGUG